AUGCUACGGGUGCGGGAGCAUGGAUCAAAGGUUGGCAAGCUGCCCCAAGGGAAGCGGGAAGCAAGAGAACAUUCGAGUGUGCUUUUAUUGCAAGGAGGUGGGACAUAUCAGGCCACAUUGUCCAAGGUUGCAGCGGUUGACAAGAAAGAAGAAGAGAAAGGGUCUGCUUUGGAACAGGAGGCUAAGAAUCAAGCCAAGAGAGAUCUAGAUGAUAUUGGAACAGCUGUGAUUCCAACCAAACUUGAAGAGCCAGGUUCAUUCAACCUGCCAUGCUCCAUCAACUACAUGCACUUCAACAAGUGCCUCUAUGAUCUUGGAGCCUCGGUUAGUGUUAUGCAUUACUCAAUAACAGAAAAGCUGGGAUAUGAAGAAUUCAGGCCUAGUAACCUUUAUAUAAGUCUAGCUGAUGGUUCAAACAAGGAUGUGAUUGUUAAACUGGAGAACUUUCCAAUGAAGAUACGCAAGCCAAUAAUUCCUACUGAUUUUGUCAUAAUAGAAAUGGAGAAAGAGAAUGAAGACCCAAUCAUUCUUGGGAGACCAUUUUUAGCUACAGCUGGAGCCAUUAUUGAUGUGAAAAGGGUGUGA
Camelina sativa (false flax) is the source of this 585-nucleotide messenger RNA. The record is from RefSeq and is a predicted model, not a curated record. Lineage: Eukaryota; Viridiplantae; Streptophyta; Magnoliopsida; Brassicales; Brassicaceae.